Pseudopodoces humilis (Tibetan ground-tit) is the source of this 1702-nucleotide messenger RNA. It is a transcript of the gene NUDT14, whose product is annotated as nudix hydrolase 14. NCBI's taxonomy places the organism in Eukaryota, Metazoa, Chordata, Aves, Passeriformes, Paridae. The record is from RefSeq and is a predicted model, not a curated record. Gene Ontology annotation, biological process: ribose phosphate metabolic process; nucleoside phosphate metabolic process. Gene Ontology annotation, molecular function: UDP-sugar diphosphatase activity; metal ion binding.
UCCUGCCGCGGCCGCUGCCCCCCCGGCAGGGAUGGAGGCCAUCGAGGAGCUGGCGGUCCAGCCCUGCACCUCCUCCCUCUACCUGCGGCCUUUCCGCCUCUCUUACCGGCAGAAUGGCACUAAGAAGUUCUGGGAUUUUAUGAGGACACAUGACAGUGUGUCAAUCCUGAUCUUUAAUACUUCUCGGCAGUGCUUUGUUGUGGUGAAGCAGUUCCGCCCAGCUGUUUACAUGUGUGAAGUAGAAAGGCAUCAUCCUGAAGUCUUCCAGAAUCAGAACAAGGAGAGCUUCCCUUCCCUGGAGAAUCCCUUACCUGCUGUGGUUGGAGUGACCUAUGAGCUCUGUGCUGGCAUUGUGGACAAGCCAGGCCUUUCUUUAGAAGAAAUCGCUUGUGAGGAAAUCUUGGAAGAGUGUGGCUAUCGUGUUUCCACUGCAGACCUCAGGAGGAUCACUUCUUACAGGUCUGGAGUUGGUGUGACGGGUUCUAGGCAGACAUUGUUUUAUGCAGAAGUAAACGACCAGAUGAGAAGCAGUGGAGGAGGUGGCCAGCCUGAAGAAGGAGAGCUGAUUGAAGUUGUGGAAAUACCUUUAGGAGAAUCCAUGAAGUUUGCUUAUGAUGAGACUUUCCCGAAGACAAUGGGCGUCAUCUUCAGCUUCAUGUGGUUCCACAACAACAUAGCACCUAAACUACCCAAAAAGUAAAGCACCAUGAUUUUAAGGAAAGCAUUUCUGCUGGUGCUGUGCAUGCAGAAAGCUGAAAAUCUGCCUGCCUCAAUCAACUAAACUUCUCACAAGACAAAUAUUUCUUUAAAUAAAUUUGGAAGUAAAAUCCAAAUUAAAAUCUAAACAAAAUUUCUAUUAUUAGUAAAAUACUUACUGGCAUCGCUGGGGCCAGGAUUUGACUUGGAGAGGUAAAUGUGGAUUUUUGUGCAAAGGUUAUGUGUCCAGUUCUCCUUUUUCACAGCACUGUUUUGAAAGGCUGUCCAAGCUCUCAGGAGCUGCCUCAGGAGCUUCUCACCAUGUCUGUACAUACUGGUUAAUUGUAUUCAUUGUUGGUUUUGAUAUUUUUGAUGAAGAAAGCAGCAAACCUUAAUAGUCCCAGGUACCUUAACAAUGUUCCUGAGUUCAGCACAGCAUUCAGGGAGCAGCUUUCUCUGCAGUGUGUGGCUCCUGUGCAGAGGAGACGUUUGCAUUUCUGAACCUGCAAACCUUUAUUUCAUAAGCAAACAGGUCUGUAAAUCCUUCUGCUAACGUGUCACUGUGACAAUGGAGCAGCUGUAAGAUUAUGUGCUCCUGUUUGUUCCCAUCACAAUGCUGGGCAGCAGUGAUGGUGAUGGAGGGGUGAAGGAUGGGGGCUUCUGCUGGAACACAUGCUUCUUUGUUUGCUUUAUGGGCAAUAUUGAUAAAUUAGAUCAAACUUUGUCCUCUAGAGCAGGACCUGAGAGGCCAAAUUAUUUUAAUUUGACUAUGAGGUAACUAACACAAGUGAUUUCUCUGAGGUUUUCUGUCGUCUCAAUUUCCUUGUCACCCAAAUGGGAGGAAUGGGACUUACCCCUCAGAUAACACUUCUUGGAAUCUAAUGAUUGGAAGUGCUUUAUUGUGAUUUUAUCAUGAUUUGUGUAGUUUACAUGGAAGCCUGUGCAACCCACACAGAUGUACUGAGGAACACAAUUUGAUUUAAUAAAGUGGUCUAAUUAGAACAUA